UCAGGUUUUCUGUUUGCAGCUUCUUCACAAGCUGGACAAGUUAAUCCUACUGUCAUGACCCUUGAUGUGACCAAAGAACGAAUCCAAAAGCUGUUCAACAAUAUGGAAGUUUCUGUUUCUUCAUAUGACACAGCCUGGGUAGCCAUGGUUCCUUCUCCAAACUCUCCCAAAUCCCCUUGUUUCCCUGAUUGUCUGAACUGGUUACUGGAUAAUCAGCUUGAUGAUGGUUCAUGGGGUCUUCUUCCUCAUCAUUCCCCAUUGAUUAAAGAUACUCUCUCUUCAACACUAGCAUGUGUACUUGCAUUAAAACGAUGGAAUGUUGGGAAAGACCAAAUUAACAAAGGUUUACAUUACAUCGAGUCAAAUUUUGCUUCAGUCACUGACAAAAAUCAAGCAUCUCCAUUUGGUUUUGACAUCAUAUUUCCUGGUAUGCUUGAGUAUGCAAAAGAUUUGGAUAUAAAACUCCCUUUAAGCCAAACACAUUUGAGUGUGAUGUUACAUGAGAGAGAAUUGGAGCUAAGAAGAUGUCAUUCAAAUGGGAGGGAAGCAUACUUGGCAUAUAUCUCAGAAGGACUUGGAAAUUUGAAUGACUGGAACAUGGUGAUGAAAUAUCAAAUGAAGAAUGGCUCUCUUUUCAACUCACCUUCAGCAACAGCUUCUGUUCUUAUUCAUCAUCAAAAUGCUGGUUGUCUUCAUUAUCUAACUUCACUCUUGGACAAAUUUGGAAAUGCAGUCCCAACAGUUUACCCUAUUGAUUUAUAUGUGAGGCUUUCCAUGGUUGACACACUUGAAAGAUUGGGAAUCAAACGACAUUUCAUGGUGGAAAUCCAAAAUGUUUUAGAUGAAACAUAUAGAUGUUGGGAGCAGGGGGAUGUGCAAAUAUUCAUGGAUGUUGUCACUUGUGCUUUAGCUUUUCGGGUAUUAAGAAGCAAUGGGUAUGAAGUCUCUUCGGAUCCAUUGGCUAAAAUCAUCAAAGAGGGGGAUUACAUGAAUUCACCUGAAAAGCCUUUCAAAGACGUAUACACAUCUCUUGAAGUUUAUAAGGCAUCACAGAUCAUAUAUCAAGAGGAGUUAGCUUUUAGAGAACAAAACUUGACAAGUUAUCUCCCUUCAAAUAACAAGCUCUCUAAUUAUAUUCUCAAAGAGGUGGAUGAUGCUCUUAAGUUCCCCUUCAAUGGCAGCCUAGAACGCAUGUCCACCAGAAGAAACAUAGAGCAUUACAAUUUAAACCAUACAAGAAUCUUGAAAACUACAUAUAGCUCAUCAAACAUCAGCAACAAAGAUUACCUAAAGUUAGCAGUGCAAGAUUUCAAUGCAUGCCAAUCUGUUUAUCGUGAAGAACUAAAAGAUCUUGAAAGGUGGGUGGUGGAGAAUAGAUUAGACAAGCUCAAAUUUGCUAGACAGAAGACAGCCUACUGUUACUUUUCUGCUGCUUCAUUUCUUUCUUCCCCUGAGUUAUCAGAUGCCAGAAUUUCAUGGGCCAAAAGUAGCAUCCUCACUACAGUAAUUGAUGACUUUUUUGAUGUUGGAGGAUCUAUGGAUGAACUGGUGAACUUUGUUCAAAUCAUUGAAAAAUGGAAUGUAAAUGUUGAAAAUGAUUGCUGUUCAGAGGAAGUUGGCAUUUUAUUUUUAGCACUUAAGGAUGCAGUCUGGUGGAUUGGAGACAAAGCUUUUAAGAUUCAAGAACGCAACAUAACAAGCCAUGUUAUUGAAAUUUGGUUGGAUUUGGUGAAGAGUAUGUUCAGAGAAGCCAUAUGGGCAAAAGAUGGUUCAAUUCCAACAAUAAAUGAGUAUAUGGAAAAUGGUUAUGUGUCAUUUGCUUUAGGCCCAAUUGUCCUCCCUACUCUUUACUUUUUAGGGGCAAAAUUGUCAAAGGAAGUUGUUCAAAGCUCUGAGUAUCACAAGCUUUAUGAGCUUAUGAGCACUCGCGGUCGUCUCAUGAAUGAUAUCCAUAGCUUCAAGAGGGAAAUGAAGGCGGGGAAAUUGAAUGCUGUAGCAUUGUACAUGAGUGAUGGAAAGAGUGGGAGUGUGGAAGAAGAGGUUGUAGAGGAGAUGAAGAUUUUGACCAAAAGUCAAAGGAAAGAGAUGAUGAAAUUAGUUUUGGAAACAAAAGGAAGUGUUGUUCCAAGAGUAUGCAAAGAUGUAUUUUGGAACAUGUGCAAUGUGUUGAAUCUUUUUUAUGCGACUGAUGAUGGGUUCACUGGAAAUGCCAUUCUUGAUGUUGUGAAGGAAAUUAUUUAUGAACCUGUGUCCCAUGAGUUGAUGCUUGAGGAAGACUUGUAAAUAAAGGAUUAUUGUUUUGAAAGAUCAUUGAUAUUGUCAAUCUUAAAUUGGAAAAAUAAAUGGUGGUUGCUAGUUAAUGCUGUUUAUUUUGUGGGAUUAAUAGUUUAAAACGACUAAAUAGAGUAGUUUGAUAAAUCGGAGGGCAGUGGAGCACGAAAGGAAGAACUCAAGGGUUUUUGGUGUUGGAAAUAAUCUAUCAUUAUUAUGACAGUGAAAAAAGAUCAUAUAUAAUCUUUGAUCAUGCGAUUAGGGUUUCAUCAUUGAAAAUCUUUUUUUGUAUUGAUUCAGGAUUUUGUUUAAAAGUAGAAUUCUAUAGAAUUUGGCUUAAAUCUAGGGUAGUUGAAGAUGAAGGAAGAAGAUGGGAGGCAUGUUAGCUUAGAUGUAGGGUAG
Messenger RNA from Lactuca saligna, 2673 nucleotides. Lineage: Eukaryota; Viridiplantae; Streptophyta; Magnoliopsida; Asterales; Asteraceae. The record is from the annotation of a GenBank genome assembly.